Messenger RNA from Saccoglossus kowalevskii, 3625 nucleotides. RefSeq names its product aminopeptidase N-like. The record is from RefSeq and is a predicted model, not a curated record. Gene Ontology annotation, biological process: proteolysis; peptide catabolic process. Gene Ontology annotation, cellular component: membrane; cytoplasm. Gene Ontology annotation, molecular function: metalloaminopeptidase activity; peptide binding; zinc ion binding. Lineage: Eukaryota; Metazoa; Hemichordata; Enteropneusta; Harrimaniidae.
AUGUCGCGAGGUCGCGCCGCCGAUUACCACCCCGAUUAUCGUCGCGACUACAACCAUGAUUACGACAACCCCGUUAUGGCCAGCUUUUCGGAGUUCACCGAGGAUAUCUACCCGUCUCGACCACCGCAAAAACCCGCCCACGCUAUGGUUAUACAGGACGAUGGGGCUAGUACUCGCCCACCCUCCACAACGCCGUCCCUGCGGUCAGCCGGGUUGCAUUCGACAAACGUCAAGUUCGAAGAGCCGAGGGGAUUUUUUAUAUCAUACUGUCGGUUGAUUUGGUUAGUAGUCGUUCUUGUUCUGUUAACCGUAAUAGUUGGGCUGCUAGCAGGCUUGAUCCGCCCGAACGAAGAACCGGUCAUGGUGGUGUCGGCUGAGGAAACUCAGACGACACUGGACCCCAGCGUGGUGUACCACCGACCCCAACUCCCGCGGACACUCAUUCCGCAGCGUUACGACCUGAACUUAAGACUUGACCCGGAGAGCCGGGAAUUCACGGGCUCGGUCGCUAUCACUGUCAAGUGCGAGGAGGCUACCAACUACGUGGUUCUACACGCACUGGAGUUGAGCAUCGACCCAUAUACAGUCACGGUGCGGAACAAACAAACAAACAAUAGAGUGAGAAUGAAAACACAGUUUUGGUUUGCCAGGCAUCAGUAUUACGUCAUUGAGAUGGACGCGGAUAUGACGUUAGAUGAAGAAUACGUCAUCAGUUUCAGCGAAUUCAAGGGUGAACUGCGCAAUGAUCUGAUGGGACUCUAUCAAAGCGAUUACAUCGAUGCGAGCGGCGAAAGUCGGUCCGUGGUGUCGUCCCAAUUCUCUCCGUCUUUUGCAAGAAAAGCCUAUCCAUGUUUCGAUGAACCGGGAUUCAAAGCGGUUUUCCAGGCCUCGAUCACGUUCCCAGACCCAUACAGGGCGCUGUUUUGCACACCGAUGCAGUCUGCGGAGGACCUACCCGACUCGUGGAAAAAAGAAGUGUACGAAGAAACGCCCCCUAUGGCAACUUAUCUGACCACGUUCGUUUUAGUCAACGAUGAUUAUCAAUACAAGGAACGAGUGAAAGCAGGUGGUUAUACGAUUCGUUUUUGGGCACGAUCGGCAAUAAUUGACGACCUGGAUUGGGCGCUUGACGUCGCUGAUCGUAGUUUUGAGUUUCUCGAACAAUAUUUUGGUCGAGCGGAUGCAAUGAAAAAGUCCGAUAACGUUGCCGUGCCAACUCAUCUGUUCAGCGCCAUGGAAGGAUGGGGGCUGGCCACUUAUCUGGAGCGCCUUGUCGUCUACAAUGACGUCACAUCGUCCACGCGAAAGAAGUAUGAGACAGCGACGGUGGUCGCGCACGAAUGUUCUCACGUUUGGUUUGGUAAUUUGGUCACGAUGACAUGGUGGAAUGAUUUGUGGUUGAAAGAAGGUUUUGCGUCAUUCUUCAUGUUUGAAGUUAUCGCUAACAUUGAACCAUCCUGGAACAUGGAUGAAAUUGUAUCUGUGGAAGUCGUACAGGAAGCGCUCGAACUAGACAGUUUCACGACGUCACAUCCGCUUACGUAUCCAGACAAUCAAGAAUUGACCGACCUGCUGGCCAAUUUUGACAGGCUAACAUACUGGAAGGGCGCGUCCGUACUGCGCAUGCUCGAAAAUAUUGUCGGCGCAGACGACUUUAAAAGGGCUAUUCAGAACUUUUUGCGUCGCUACGAGUAUAGUAAUGCCGACAUGGACGAUAUUUGGGAAGAAGUCAGGAAGGUAACGGCCGAGACCCUGGGUAAUGAAAUCGACGUCAAAAAAGUCAUGGAUACGUGGACACUUCAGAAGGGGUAUCCUGUUAUCACGGCGACCAAAAACGGCGCAUAUAGUGGACAGUCUACUAAACUUGAGCAGCGGUAUUUUGUCCUAAAAUCCCCGGAAGAAAGAUUCGAUUAUCAGGAAAGUCCGUUCAGAUAUAAAUGGAACGUGCUUUUCACCUACGUGGCUAGUACUGCAACGCUCACAACGCGGUCUGAAUGGAUCGAUCAGAGCAGCCGAACAGUCGAUGUUCCAGAUGGCAGUAACUAUGGUAACUGGAUAGGUAAUUUCGAUCUCGCGGGAUUCUACCGCGUGAACUACGAACAAACAAACUGGGAGUGGAUCAUCCAGCAACUUCGCAAUGAUCACAAUUCGUUCAGUCCAGUGACAAGGGCAGCGAUUAUAGAUGAUGCGUUUUCCCUUCAAAGAGCUGGUUUACUGGACACGAUGACCGCUUUGCAAGUUACAUUGUACCUUGGGAGGGAAAACCACUACGCACCUUGGCACGCCGCUAACAGGGGAUUUACAUAUCUUAGAAAUCGUCUACAUAUGACAUCAUACUUUGGUACAUUUCAGCGAUACAUACUAGCAUUGCUUAAUGACUACGAUGUCACGUGGUUCAUGCCCGCAAGUGAUACAGUAUCGGAACGAUUUCUCCAAGAAAUGCUACUAAAACUGUCCUGUGCAAAUGGCGCCGCCGGCUGCGUCAACGAGGCCGUGUCCAGAUUUGACGAAUACCUGGAGUCUGACCGAAGAAUAGAACCCGAUCAGAAGUCCGUGGUGUACUCGGAAGGGAUUGCACACGGCACAGUCGAUGACUGGGACGUCAUGUGGUCACGUGCUCAGAAUGCCCAAUCGCCAGACGAGGAGACGAUCAUCAUGACGUCGCUGACAGCUUCCCGCGUGCCAUGGGUUCUGGACAGGUAUAUGCAGUGGAGUCUGAAUGUGUCAAUCGUGCCACAGUCUCUGAAUUGGGCGGUUUUCCAGAAUAUUGGUACUAAUAUUUACGGUCAUUUCGUUGCCAUGGACUUCAUUGACGAUAACUGGGAUGCCAUGCUAUCCACAUUUGGAGAUAACACAGCUCUCAUGGGGUACGCUCUGACUGGGACUAGUCUGAUAAACAGUGAUGCUGGCCUACAACAGUUGCAGAGUUUGAAAGCCAGGACAAGCGACGACCUUGCGGCCUACUCAGUAUUGGAUGACGUCAUCGAGAAGGUCGCCAUCAACGUUGAAUGGGCGAAAUCCUACGUCGACGAUGUUGCACGAUUCCUUGAGAGUGACGACGUUCAAGACAUGAUUUGAAACAGAACGAUUGUCUCAAAAUUUUCGGAUUAUUUUUACAUUCAGUAGAUGUUGUUUAACGUGCAGGACACUUUCAAAAUGGCGGCGCGUAUAAGUCGACGUUUUACUGACCGUCUAUACAAAACCGCGGUCUAUGUUGCUAAAUUCCAACUUUAUUGAAAUUUUCUGAAUUACUAAAAAAGACCAAUUUUCACGUAUUUCAUUGUACCAGGCGUUAGCCUGUUGGCAUAGGCAUGUUCAGGGAACCAUCGUUCGCCACUAUUUAUUCCCAUCGAAACUGCAGUCUGUGCAUUUAAUUUGUUUUUGGAUCAAACUGCAUUAUCGUCAGGUAUGGUCACAAAUACGGCCAUUUAGCGCAUGCGCAGUGAAAAUAUAUGUUUUUAGUAUACGACGAACUGGGUUAAGACGUCUCGCGAAGUUGAACGAACCUUAUAUAUAGGAAUUGUGGCGCAUUGACGUCAUAUCCUGUUUGUACAUUGCAUAAUUUAGGGGUAGACUAUUACUCUUGUUGAGGAGGGUUAGGUUAGAAUUUAAUAGAAAUAUUCUG